AUGGGAUGGUUCUGGGCUGAUUCUCCCGCAAAUGUUGCGACUACGGGUAUGAGAGGUGCCCCUCAUACUAUUCCCAAGAAUAGCAAUGCCACUCCGCCACCAUCAUGUCCCAUGCACAAGCCUGACGCAGAUACACCAAAGCUUGUGGCAAAAUCUUUAUCACCAUUGCCCGAGUCCGCCUGCCCAUAUACUCCUGAUAAUGUCUCCCAAGAACCAAAAUCAACAUCCAAGUACUCUAAAUACAACCCCCUAAACUACAUGUUCCCAGACUUAUCUCAAGAGCGUGCGAAAAAUCAGACGAUUGCAUUGCCAACCGAAAGAGAGCCAUCCACCAUACCUAAAGGUACCGGGAAUGGGAACUGGGAAUAUCCUUCGCCACAACAGAUGUACAAUGCUCUUUUGCGCAAAGGCUUUACCGAUACAGAUCCGACUGCUGUUGAAAGCAUGGUAUCAGUUCACAAUUUUCUGAAUGAGGGAGCUUGGGCUGAAGUCGUGGAAUGGGAGCGAAGAUUUGGCAAAGGGCUGUCGAAGGGCUGGGAGAAUUGUAGGAGGGGGGAGGAAGGCUCAAAGGCAGGAGCAGACAUCGGUGCCAACGUAGACGAAGUGCCCCAGCCCAAACUAGUUCGAUUUAUGGGCAGACCGAAGGAAAUGACACCUAAGGCUGCGAUGAUCCAAGUAAUGGGUUGGGCUUUCCCAGAAAAAUAUGGUACUGAACCACCUUUUGAUCGACACGAUUGGUAUGUCCAAAGAGAAUAUAAUGGCCAGCAGAAGGAAGUUCGAUAUGUGAUCGACUACUACGCGGGGGGCGAAGAGCCCACUGGAGAGCCAAUAUUCUAUCUUGAUGUCAGGCCCGCCCUCACUCCAACACAGGCGGUAGAGCGCAUGAUGCGAUGGAGUGGUGAUAUUUGGCAUCGUGCAUCAGGUGCGUCUCGGUUCUUAAGCAGUACGCAUUGGUUUGCGCUAGGAUUUAGUAUUGAUGGUUACGAUCUGAUUCGAUCAAUCACUUUCGAUCAUGCGUUAUGGACUGGUCUUUUGGAGAGAGCAGCAAAAGAAAACACAAACACCCUCGUCCUAACAUCUGCCGAUAAACACUACGUAGAUGUACGAAUUCUUGAUCCAUCUCAUCCACCCCCAAACAAUACCUCCGACCCUCAAGCAAUAUCGAGACUGGAGUGGGGUUUCGCGGGCACUGCAAUCAGCACCCCAGCAGCAUUUAAAGAUGGCGAUAAAAACAUAUUGAUCAAGCCGGCACAUACACAAUGGAUUCAUGAAAUCGAUAACAAGAUACGAAAUCCAGGGCCUGAUGAUCGUGAUGAGGGGUUUAUGUAUCCUGUGGAGGGCACAAACGAGGUCUUGGAAAAGGGCGCGAUGGUGAAUCCGGAAACGGGGAAGGUAGAGGACUAUGAAGAGUUGUGGGAGGAUCUAGAAGUGGAGAUGAUGGAAGGGGAGAAGAGAGAUUACUUUAUGAGCUGGGUACUGAAGACUAAAGGUACUGGUGGUGAAGAGAAUGGGAUGAUGAUUAGAAUCGGUGAGUGGAUACAGGGGGUUAUGAGGAGGGGGGAUGAUUUUUCAGUUGUUCGAUGGAAAUGGAAUAUCGAAAAGGGAUGGGAAAGAGUUUUGGCAAUUGGAAAGGACCUGAAGCUAGAUAGCAGAAUCUUUGAACAGGAGAUAUCUGUUGGUGAUAGCUUCGAGGUCGAUGGCGGUGUGGAAUGGGAGUUUAUAAGUUGUCACAAGCACAAAAAUUCUUUGAACUCCAUUGGAGACAUGAUGGCCGUCCAAUCGCCACUCGUGUUACCGGCGCAGAUAUCAUCAUCCUCCCCAACAGCAGUAACAGUCAUUCCUUCGAUUAUGGAUCCUACAUGCGGGACAUCACCCGCGCAAUAUCGUCAUUCAACGUUGGAAGCUCUCUGGAGCUCCAUGCAAAUACUUUCUCGCAAUUUGUACUGUAUUCCCCAGAUGAUGGGGUCUUUUACUUUUAAUGUAGCUCAAACGAUUCCAAAGAGCUCAGGGAGGGAUAUGUAUGAAAUGGGUAUCCAGUGUGUGUUGUGUGUUAUGGAGUGUUGGGCGAUGCUCAUGGUCAUACCGGCAUUCUUGACAAUGCCUGGAGCGAUGUUCAUGAUGUGUUGUGCAGCGAUGUGGGGCGCUAUUAUGGGAAUGUCGUGGGGAUUGAGGGGAAACGAGAGAACCUGUGAAAGUAUAAUGCCUGUUGGAGAUUUUGGGGACGAGAAGUGGAUCUUCAUCAAUGGUGCUUGCACGAGCUACACUCAGAUGAUGCAUCAUCUCACUCGUCUGAGCAUCAUUUUCCACCGCCGCAUAACCGGAAUUCACAACCGCACCCUAGGACUCCCUCUCGACCUUCUCCUUCACUUCCUCUCCAUGGCCAUGCCCAUCCACCGCACUCUCUAUUCGCAACUCCGCGAGAAUCUUUUGACCCCCAGUAUCCGUAAAGUGGUCAUCAUGUCCCACUCAACCGGCUCCAAGAUUGUCUCCGAUAUCCUAGAUCAACUACACGCCGAUUUACCACCUACUUUGAUGGCGAAAUUGGAGAUCUAUACUUUUGGAGCCGCGGGUGGAUCAUUUUCAAAUCCAUUGCUUAAUUCGCUAUGUAUGGAACUUGGUGCCCUUGGAGAAAACGACAAUGCGAACAUGAAGGCAUCUUGUGAACGUGUGAUACCCCAUAUUGAACAUUACCUACCUCUUACAUCUUCCCCUCUCUCUACCAUGUCGAUCUUACAUCCAGUGCUGCAUACAUUGGAUUCUCGAUUCUGUGGUAGGAUGUUCAUACUGAAUGGAUUCCACCCGGUGUUGUUUGAACAAUAUCUAGAUAUCAUGUUCACAUGGCGAAAACCGGCCAACUCAAAUGAUGGAUCGGAACGACGGGGGUUCUGGGAUGAAAUGGUUAGAAUUGAUGGGGAGACGGCUGAAAAGAGAGAGUUUACGGCGGGGGCAAGAGGUGCGGCAGGAAUGGGGAAUGGAGAGAGGAGAUUGAGUGGGAUGAUGCAGAUGGAGAAGGAAGGGAAGAGAAGACCGGGUAGUUGGAAUUGGUCGAAGAUGGGGAUGGAUGGGGUGGGCAUGGUGAGGAGGGAGGCAAAGGGUCUAGAGGGAAAGAGAAUGAGGGAGGUGGGGAGAUUGGGGGGUUAUGAAGGCGGUGGGAGAUUAAGUGUAGGUUGGUUUGAGGGAAAGGGGAAUGUGAAGGGAACUGAUGAUCUGGGGGUUGUAGAGGGAAGCGAGAGUGAGAUGGAGGGUUGGGAUAGGGUGUCCGUGGAUAAUCGUGAGGGUUAUAAGGAUGCUAGGGUAGGAAACAAGAAUGGAACUGGUGGAGAUAGUUGGGCUAUGGAGAGAGAUGAGGAUGAAAGUGAGGUCGAUUUGGAUAUGUUGGUAGCAUUGACCUUCUUGAGAAUGGCAUCUAUUACACAAAACUCUGGUUUGUGA
Messenger RNA from Sclerotinia borealis F-4128, 3432 nucleotides. NCBI's taxonomy places the organism in Eukaryota, Fungi, Ascomycota, Leotiomycetes, Helotiales, Sclerotiniaceae. The record is from the annotation of a GenBank genome assembly.